UCUAAACUAUGUUCUCGUUCAUGGUUGGCCGAAACAUGACAGUUCGUGACCUAGUUCAUACAGAGGAAGGAGAAAAAGAGGAAAGUUGCGGUGAAUUGUGCAGUUUAUCAUGCCCUUCGACUUCGAUGGCAUCACCAACCUGAACAUACGAUCACGACGACACGAUUUCAAUUUUUGAGUCAGGCACGGACAUUCGGAAAAUUCGCACAAUGUCUCAUAACAUCGCCUGCCUCUGUAUCUGUCAGACCUCUCAAUGAAAUAGGCAUACACGCACACAUCUACACAUAUGUGAGAAUUUCCGAAAAUACGAUACUUUAUUCUGAAGAAAGAAGUGUAAAUAACAAUUUCCAUUUAACAUAAGACUUUCCUUACUGAUAAGGUUUAAAUAGAUAUGGAAUCCUUCCUGCAACUUUUUGAUCCACAAAACGAUAAGGAUUUAAGAAAGAGACAAUGGGAUGAUUCCGAGAAUGAAGGAAACGGAUUGUCGGACUGUGACACUUCUAGCGCUGAUGAGGAUCAAGAAGAUCGAUUGCCACCAGAGCCAGAACAAGGAAACAUAGAGUACAAAUUAAAAUUGAUAAAUCCAUCUAGUCAACGUUUUGAACAUCUCGUUACCCAGAUGAAAUGGAGGUUAAAAGAAGGACAUGGAGAAGCGAUUUAUCAAAUUGGAGUGGAGGACAAUGGAAGACUGGCAGGUUUAACAAAAGAUGAAAUGAAAGCGUCCUUGAAGACUCUCAAGGAUAUGGCUUCCAGACUGGGUGCUACUAUAAGAGUAUUACGCGAGCGAAUAGCCACAAGUUCUGCAAAUAAGACCCUGGCGUCGCAAAAUAAUAAUAAUAGUAAUAAUAAUAAUAAUGAGGAAAAAAAAGUCGCUGAAGUGCUGGUAAAAAAAUUACGGAAGGAUGACAGAGAGGACCAGGAUAGUAUCAUAGACCUGAGAUUGGCAGUCACUGGUGCACAGGAUGCUGGAAAGUCGACUCUCUUAGGGGUACUGACGCAAGGUGAACUGGACAAUGGAAGAGGUAGAGCGAGGCUUAACAUGUUGCGUCACUUGCAUGAGAUAAAGACUGGUCGUACAUCCUCGAUAUCGCAUGAGAUUAUCGGAUUCGAUAACACGGGUCACGUUUUGAACUAUGCCGAAAUGGCGACGGCUGAAGAGAUAUGCGAGCACGCGUCAAAAGUUGUUACAUUUAUCGAUUUGGCAGGACAUCGAAAGUACUUGAGGACGACGGUACUUGGGCUGACAGGAUAUUCGCCACAUCACGUUAUGCUAGUGGUGGCCCCACCUUUGAACGAAGCGUCCCAGGAACACAUGGCUCUUUGUUUAGCAUUAAAACUUCCGUUCUUCAUUGUUGUGAAUAAAAUCGAUUUGGGAUUUUGCGACAUGUCUGAAACCCUAACUCAACUUGAGAACGCUAUGAUGACGCAGGGCUAUCCCAAGCAAUUAGUACUGUUUAGCAAUAAUGACUUACCAUCAUGGGACUACACGUCUGAUGUGAUACCAGUAUUUAAUGUCAGUUGUGUUACCGGUGAGGGUUUGGAAGAAUUGACUAUGUUUAUAAAAAAUUUAUCACCUUACGAGACGAAUUCGAUCGACUCGGAUCCAGAAUCGUGUCUAUUUCAAAUUGACGAGACGUUUAGGGUAGUAGGUUUAACACAACCAGUUUUAGGAGGGUUACUUGUUAAGGGAGCAAUCGCACCGGGAACUCGUUUAUUGGUAGGACCCUUGCCGGACGGAGAAUUUAGCCCAGUGAAAGUAGUUAGUCUACAUCGUAAUAAAGCUCCAUGCUGUUUAGUUAGAGCGUCACAGAGCGCCAGUUUGACUCUAGCACCACCGACGAAUCGUAGCCCUCCGUUGCCACAUCUUCGCCCAGGGAUGGUUUUAGUCUCUCUACGUGAUCGACCGCACGCAACACUCUUCUUUCAGGCGACUGUUUUAAUAGUAUAUCACGCUACCGCAAUAUUUCCUGGGUUUCAAACGACAGUACACGUGGGUAAUGUUAGGCAAACUUGCGUCAUUGAGGGAAUAAUGGAUGCGAAUGACAGGGGGCUGCAGACGAACGAUACUGCUUCUGUGUUAUUUAGAUUCGUCAGUCAUCCGGAAUAUCUUCACGUUGGGAUGCGACUGUUGUUCAGGGAGGGACGUACUAAGGGGAUUGGCAAAAUCACGCAAAUCUUUCCCGUGAUUGGGUCGCAGAACUCGAUCAAAUAAAGUAGCGAUGUAAAUUGAGUCCGUUUUCAUGGUAUUUAUGUAUAUGUAAUUUAAAGAAGG
Molecule: messenger RNA, 2272 nt
Organism: Mycetomoellerius zeteki
Lineage: Eukaryota; Metazoa; Arthropoda; Insecta; Hymenoptera; Formicidae
Product: GTP-binding protein 2
Exons: 8
Coding region: 392-2212 (606 amino acids)
Biological process (GO): translational elongation
Molecular function (GO): translation elongation factor activity; GTP binding; GTPase activity
Source: RefSeq, a predicted model, not a curated record